Messenger RNA from Saccostrea echinata, 1926 nucleotides. RefSeq names its product ATP synthase subunit alpha, mitochondrial-like. Gene Ontology annotation, biological process: proton transmembrane transport; proton motive force-driven ATP synthesis. Gene Ontology annotation, molecular function: ADP binding; ATP binding; proton-transporting ATP synthase activity, rotational mechanism. The transcript is spliced from 10 exons. Bases 89 to 1750 code for a protein of 553 amino acids. The record is from RefSeq and is a predicted model, not a curated record. NCBI's taxonomy places the organism in Eukaryota, Metazoa, Mollusca, Bivalvia, Ostreida, Ostreidae.
AGGGAGACCUCUUUACAUACGGGUUACGAUUCGCACGUUCUCUGCCGCCAUAUUGUGCGACACUGCAGAAGGACUUCUGCCUUGAACCAUGUUAACAGCACGAUUUGCAGCGAAUUUGUCUAGACACAUUCCAAGACUUGCCACACAGGUGAGCAAAAAUGCAUGGGCAGCAGGAUGUGUAGCUUCAAAAAAUUUCUCAACAACACCAAGAAAAAAUGCAGCUGGAGGUGGUGCAGCUGAAGUGUCUUCAAUUUUGGAAGAGAAGAUUUUGGGAGCUUCUUCCCAGUCAAACUUGGAGGAAACAGGACGUGUACUGUCUAUUGGAGAUGGUAUUGCCCGUGUCUAUGGACUGAAGAACAUUCAAGCUGAGGAAAUGGUGGAAUUUUCCAGUGGGCUGAAGGGUAUGGCCUUGAACUUGGAAAGAGACAAUGUCGGUGUUGUAGUCUUUGGUAAUGACAAACUGAUCAAGGAGGGAGAUGUUGUCAAAAGAACUGGAGCUAUUGUGGAUGUACCUGUCGGUAGGGAAAUGCUUGGUCGUGUUGUAGAUGCUUUGGGAAACCCAAUUGAUGGAAAGGGACCUGUUGGUACAGAUGCUCGUGCUCGUGUAGGAGUAAAGGCCCCAGGUAUCAUUCCACGUAUCUCCGUGAAGGAGCCCAUGCAGACUGGAAUCAAAGCCGUAGACAGUUUAGUGCCUAUUGGUAGAGGGCAGCGAGAACUGAUCAUUGGUGACAGACAGACAGGAAAAACUGCCAUUGCCAUCGACACCAUCAUCAACCAGAAACGAUUCAAUGAAUCUGACAAUGAGAAAGCCAAACUAUAUUGUAUCUAUGUGGCUAUUGGACAGAAGAGAUCAACUGUGGCUCAGAUUGUGAAGAGGCUUACAGAUGCUGAUGCCAUGAAAUACACCAUCAUGGUCAGUGCCACAGCCUCUGAUGCAGCUCCCCUACAGUAUCUUGCUCCCUAUUCAGGUUGUGCCAUGGGAGAAUAUUUCAGAGACAAUGGCAUGCAUGCUCUCAUUAUUUAUGAUGACUUGUCAAAACAGGCCGUAGCCUAUCGACAGAUGUCUCUGUUGCUGCGUCGUCCCCCAGGACGUGAAGCCUACCCAGGAGAUGUCUUCUACCUCCACUCUCGUCUAUUAGAGCGUGCUGCCAAAAUGAACGAUGACAACAAGGGAGGUUCUCUCACCGCUCUCCCAGUCAUUGAAACACAGGCUGGUGAUGUAUCUGCUUACAUCCCAACCAAUGUCAUCUCCAUCACAGAUGGACAGAUCUUCUUGGAGACUGAGUUGUUCUUCAAGGGUGUCCGACCCGCUAUUAAUGUCGGUUUAUCUGUCAGUCGUGUAGGAUCUGCUGCCCAGACCAAAGCAAUGAAACAGGUGGCAGGUUCCAUGAAGCUGGAAUUGGCCCAGUACAGAGAAGUGGCAGCUUUCGCUCAGUUUGGAUCUGAUUUAGAUCAGGCUACACAAAACCUUUUGAACAGAGGUGUGCGUCUGACUGAGCUUCUAAAGCAAGGACAGUAUGUGCCAAUGGCUAUUGAAGAACAAGUAGCAGUUAUAUAUGCAGGUGUUAAAGGUCAUCUAGAUAAAGUGGAUCCCUCUAGGAUUACACAAUUUGAAGCUGAAUUCUUAGAUCACAUCAGAGGACACCAGCAGGCAUUACUUGCCCAGAUUCGUACAGACGGACAGAUCACAGAAGCCACAGAUGCUAAAUUAAAAGAAAUUGUUACCACUUUCUUGGCAGGAUUUGAGUGAGAACAGAGUGAACAGUUAGACCUUUAGUGCUAAACUCUGUGAUACAUGAUUUUACAAGUGGUGAAUGUGUGUCUAGACAUGCCUCAGAGACCUUGAAUACAUGUAAUAGUUGUUACAAUUUGAAUUUGAUUGCAUUAACACAUCCAACAAUUACAUUAAAAGAGAAUAUUUAUGAA